AUGCGGCUGUGCGAGAGGAGCCCCGCACCGGCGCGGCGCCGCUGCGCGCUGCUGCUCGGCUCCCUGCUGCUGGUGGUCGCCGUGGCCCUGCGCAGCGUCACUCGGCCCUGCCCCGACGCCCACCUGGACACCGCCCACCCCCGCUGCCGCCGGCGUCUCUACCAGGCGCUGGAGCUCUCCCCCAGCCGGAAGAUCAACUGCUCCGGCAUCGUCCGCGGAGAGGAGAAAGCCAUCCAGGAGGCCCAGCUCAGCAACCUAGAGGUAGGGAAUAAGAAAGUUGCCCUGACACCUGGAGACUACCUGAACAUGACGAAGGACUGCAGCAACUUCAAGGAGACCCGGCGGUUCAUUGAGUUCCCGCUGAGCCAGGAGGAGGCAGAGUUCCCCAUCGCCUACUCCAUGGUCAUCCACAACAAAAUCGAGAUGUUCGAGCGGCUUCUGCGGUCCAUCUACACUCCACAGAACGUCUACUGUGUCCACAUGGACAGCAAAUCCCCGGCUGAUUUCCAGGAGGCUGUGCGGGCCAUCGCCGCCUGCUUCCCCAAUGUCUUUGUGGCUAGCCGCCUGGAAAGGGUGGUCUACGCCUCCUGGUCUCGGCUGCAGGCUGACCUGAACUGCAUGCAGGACCUGUUGCAGAGCCCCGUGCCAUGGCGCUAUGUCCUCAACACCUGCGGCACCGAUUUCCCCAUCAAGACCAAUGCCGAGAUUGUCCGUGCCCUGAAGGUGCUGCAGGGGCAGAACAGCAUGGAGUCCGAGAAGCCCUCGGCUCUCAAGCGGGAACGCUGGCGCUACCAUCACGAAGUGGGGGAGUCCAUCUCCCGGACAGCCACGGAGAAACUGCCACCACCCCACAACUCCCCCAUGUUCACAGGCAGCGCGUACAUCGUGGUCACGCGGGCCUUCGUGCAGCACAUCUUUGAGAACCCCACGGCGCAGAAGUUCCUCGAGUGGGCCAAGGACACCUACAGCCCCGACGAGCACGUCUGGGCCACCCUCAACCGCAUGCCCGGCGUGCCGGGUGCCAUGCCCCAGAAUGAGAAGUUCCAGCUCUCCGACAUGAACGCCCUGCCCCGCGUGGUCAAGUGGCAGUACCUGGAGGGGGACACCAGCAAGGGCGCGCCCUACCCGCCCUGCACCGGCCGGCACCAGCGCGCCGUCUGCAUCUACGGGGCGGGCGACGUGCCCUGGCUGCUCCGGCAGCACCACCUCUUGGCCAACAAGUUCGACCCCUUGGUGGACGAUGCCGCCAUCCAGUGUCUCGAGCAGCAGCUGCGACACACGGCCCUCUACGGCCGGGGACUCUGA
Apus apus (common swift) is the source of this 1305-nucleotide messenger RNA. RefSeq names its product glucosaminyl (N-acetyl) transferase 3, mucin type (gene GCNT3). NCBI's taxonomy places the organism in Eukaryota, Metazoa, Chordata, Aves, Apodiformes, Apodidae. The transcript has a single exon. Gene Ontology annotation, cellular component: membrane. The coding region runs from base 1 to 1305 and encodes 434 amino acids. The record is from RefSeq and is a predicted model, not a curated record. Gene Ontology annotation, molecular function: acetylglucosaminyltransferase activity.